This is a messenger RNA of Seminavis robusta, 753 nucleotides long. The record is from the annotation of a GenBank genome assembly. NCBI's taxonomy places the organism in Eukaryota, Bacillariophyta, Bacillariophyceae, Naviculales, Naviculaceae.
AUGGCGGAGGUCCAUCUCCACCCGGGAGACAAUGUCGAAUCCCUCUUGGAAGAUCUCUGUGCGGCAGAAGAGGAAGACCAGGCUGUCAAGUUGACCCUCUAUAAUUUGGAUGUUGGAGCCACUUUGGCGGCCCAAAUAUUAGCCUUUGUGCGAACCAGGCUCCAUUCCAUUCGACGGCGACAUUCAACACCCAAGGUUUUCACUCUGGAGAUUUUGGGUUGCACGGGAUGUGUGGAUCGGAUUGUGGAGAUCUUUGCCAAUGGACUCUAUGAUUCUAAAACAACAGGCAGCGAUGCUACCUCUCGAGUAGAAAUAGUGGAACGUGAACUGAUUCUGCAGCACUCCAAUCCCAACCAUUUUGAUGCUGCCGUGUUUGUAGCGCUGGGCAUGGCAUUGGAUUGCCGAGCUACUCGUACUGCUCAUCAGGAGUCUUGCCGCCCACCACUGAGAGAUUUGGUCCGUCUGCGAUUGUACCAACCCGUCUUGUCCGAAGGAAAGCUGUGGACAUUGGCACAAGGAAUUCAGCACUCGCAACACUUGACCGAAUUGGACUUGAGUUCCUGCCGGUUCACACCCAUGCACAUUAACCGAGCCACACAGUACUUGGCAGAUGGAUUACACAGAAAUCAAUGCCUCAAACAUCUCAAGUUGGACGACUGCAAUCUCGUCGAUGACCAGAUUGUGUGUUUCUUGGAGGCACUACAAAACACAAGCAGCAAGAUUGAAACACUCAGUCUCGCCAAGAAUAAAUAA